CUCUGCUUUUAUUACCACCAGCAAAUAAUAACCGCAAAGUUUUUAUCCGUUGUAAUGAUUCUUAAAAGUUGAUUUUAAAGUGCAGUUGGAAUGCUUUCACCCUGAUUUAUGUUCAUUAAUAAAAACAAUUUUCCGAAAAUGACGUUGACAAGCAUUGGGCUUUUUACGCUGUUUACCAAUAUCGUCGCCAGCACGCCAGCAGCCAAAGAUUUUGUAUCUCUGGCAGAGAGAGAAGAUGCUCUACUCAGGGACUUGUUUCAGGGAUACCAGCGCUGGGUCAGGCCCGUUCUGCAUGCAAACCACACUGUGAAAGUCCGCUUUGGCUUGAAGAUAUCUCAGCUAGUCGAUGUGGAUGAGAAAAAUCAACUCAUGACCACUAAUGUGUGGCUAUGGCAGGAAUGGAUGGAUUAUAAACUGCGUUGGAACCCUGAGAAUUAUGGUGGCAUCACCUUUAUCAGAGUUCCAUCUGAAAGCAUCUGGCUCCCAGACAUUGUUUUAUAUGAGAAUGCCGAUGGACGUUUUGAAGGUUCACUUAUGACCAAGGUCAUUGUGAAGUAUAAUGGUAUGAUCACUUGGACACCCCCUGCCAGCUACAAGUCAGCCUGCACCAUGGAUGUGACGUUUUUCCCGUUUGAUCGGCAGAACUGCUCAAUGAAGUUCGGCUCCUGGACGUAUGAUGGAAACAUGGUUAACCUUGUACUUGUCAGCCAGCAAGUGGACCGAAGUGACUUCUUUGAUAAUGGUGAAUGGGAGAUUCUCAGUGCCACUGGUGUCAAAGGCAGCCGACAAGAUGGCUACCUUUCCUACCCUUACAUCACAUAUUCAUUCAUCCUGAAACGUCUUCCUCUCUUCUACACGCUCUUCCUCAUUAUUCCUUGUCUGGGCUUGUCCUUCCUCACAGUGCUGGUCUUCUACCUUCCCUCUGAUGAAGGAGAGAAAGUGUCCCUCUCGACAUCCGUGCUGGUGUCACUCACUGUCUUCGUCCUGGUAAUCGAAGAGAUAAUUCCUUCUUCGUCCAAGGUCAUUCCGCUGAUUGGGGAGUACUUGCUGUUUAUCAUGAUCUUCGUCACUUUGUCCAUCAUUGUGACGGUGUUUGUAAUAAACGUCCACCACCGGUCCUCCGCCACUUACCACCCCAUGUCUCCAUGGGUGCGUACACUGUUCCUCCAGCAGCUGCCUCACUUUCUCUGCAUGAGAGGGAACACCGACCGCUACCACUACCCAGAGAUGGAGCCCCAUAGUCCUGACCUCAAGCCUCGCAACAAGAAAGGGCCUGGUCCUGAGGGAGAAGGUCAAGCUCUGAUCAAUAUGCUGGAGCAAGCCACCAACUCUGUUCACUACAUCUCACGCCACAUUAAGAAGGAGCAUUUUAUUAGAGAGGUCGUACAGGAUUGGAAGUUUGUGGCGCAGGUGCUGGACAGGAUCUUUCUCUGGGCAUUCCUCACUGUGUCUGUUCUGGGCACCAUCCUCAUCUUCACACCUGCCGUGAAAAUGUUCCUGCGCACUCCCCCCCCUUCUCCAUGAGACACCAACCAAACCCCCACACAUAGACAUCCAUCAGAAAGGUUUUUUUUAACAACAUUACACUCAGAUGAUCUGAUGUAUAGGUCAGAACUACA
Molecule: messenger RNA, 1619 nt
Organism: Xyrauchen texanus (razorback sucker)
Lineage: Eukaryota; Metazoa; Chordata; Actinopteri; Cypriniformes; Catostomidae
Product: neuronal acetylcholine receptor subunit non-alpha-2-like
Exons: 6
Coding region: 109-1524 (471 amino acids)
Biological process (GO): signal transduction; nervous system process; chemical synaptic transmission
Cellular component (GO): neuron projection; postsynaptic membrane; synapse
Molecular function (GO): acetylcholine-gated monoatomic cation-selective channel activity; transmembrane signaling receptor activity
Source: RefSeq, a predicted model, not a curated record